Molecule: messenger RNA, 2627 nt
Organism: Myiozetetes cayanensis
Lineage: Eukaryota; Metazoa; Chordata; Aves; Passeriformes; Tyrannidae
Gene: TAS1R3
Product: taste 1 receptor member 3
Exons: 6
Coding region: 14-2533 (839 amino acids)
Biological process (GO): sensory perception of umami taste; sensory perception of sweet taste; G protein-coupled receptor signaling pathway
Cellular component (GO): membrane
Molecular function (GO): G protein-coupled receptor activity; sweet taste receptor activity
Source: RefSeq, a predicted model, not a curated record
AACCAACCCAAAAAUGGUCCCCGAGCUGCUGCUGUGCAUGGGGUUGGGCUGUGCAGGAGCUCUGAGCCCCACCUGCCUGUCGGCUCAGUUCAGCAGGCCCGGGGAUUACAUCCUGGGAGGGCUCUUCCCCUUCGGGAAGGACACCGUCAACCUCACGGCACGCUCGGAGCCCACCCUGCUGGUGUGUGAGAGGUUGUUCUUGGACGGGCUGGUCUGGGCUCUGGGGAUGAAGUUCGCCAUCGAUGAGAUCAACAACUCCACCUCCCUUCUCCCAGGGGUGACCCUGGGCUAUGACAUGUACGACACCUGCUUCGAGCCCCUGGUGGCCCUGCAGCCCAGCCUGCUGUUCCUGACCCGGAAUGGCACCACAGGCAUCGGGAUUUUGUGCAACUCCACCGACUGCCAGCCCCGCGUGACCGCCGUGAUCGGGCCCCACAAGUCGGAUCUCUGCCUGGUGACAGCCAAACCGUUCAGCUCCUUCUUGAUCCCACAGGUGAGCUAUGCAGCCAGCAGUGAGAAGCUGAGCAAUGCCCAGCUGUACCCGUCCUUCUACCGCACUGUCCCCAGUGACAAGAACCUGGUGGAGGCUGUGGUCCUGCUCCUGAACAGGUUUGGGUGGAACUGGAUUGCCACCAUUGCAAGUGAUGAUGAGUAUGGCCAGGGAGCCCAGGAACUCUUCUUAAGCACAGCUGGAAAUAACAACAUCUGCAUUGCCUUCGAGGGGCUGAUUCCUACAGACCUGUCCGAGCCCAAUGCCAAAAAACAACUGGAAGACACCAUUAAUUUAAUUAACAAGACCAAAGUCAACAUCAUCGUCCUUUUUGCCUUUAAUCUGCCAGCCCAGGCCCUGCUGGAACAAAGCAUCAGGAUGGGACUGAGCAAGAAAGUCUGGAUCGGCACCAAAGCCUGGAUGCUGUCUGACAUACCUACCUCUGUCCCAAACAUUCAGAGCAUUGGGACAGUCCUAGGCUUUGUGAUGAAAGCAGGCACAGUCCCUGGCUUCCAGAGGUACGUUGCUGACCUCUUUACCUCUGUUCAGCAGGAUGAAUUUUGCCAGGAGUCCAGGGAACUCAGCCGGCUCAUGAACACCGACGUGCUGGGCACGCACUGCGAGGAGUGUGACCACAUCUCCCUGGGGGACCUCUCCUUCCUGCUGAGCAUCAUCCAGGUGCAGCCUGUGCACGUGGCUGUGUACAGCGUGGCCUAUGCUCUGCACAGAGCCCUGGGCUGCACCCCCAAAGCCUGCCCCAAAGCACCCAUCAGAUCCUGGCAGCUGCUGCAAUUCAUGGACACUCUCCCCUUCGAGGUGAACGGCCAGAGCUUCAGGUUUGAUCAGUCCCACAGCACAAACACUGGCUACAAGCUCAUAUUCUGGUCCUGGAAGAAUGGCAGCCUUACGAACCUGCCUGUAGGUGACUAUGAACAGACCCUGCACAUCGAUGAGUCCCAGAUCCAGUUCCACACCCCAGAUCAAAAGGAGCCCACAUCAGAGUGCUUCAGGCACUGCAAACCAGGACAAGUCAGAAGGAUAAAAGGAUUCCACCUCUGCUGCUAUGACUGUACAGACUGCCCAGAAAACACCUUCUGGAGCAGUGAAGACAGCUCCAGCUGCUCCCCCUGCCCGCAGCACCAGUGGGCCCCCGCCCGGAGCACGCGGUGCUACGAGCGCAGCGAGAGGUUCCUCUUCUGGGACGAGCCCCUCGCCAUCGCCCUGCUGGCCCUGAUGUCCAUCACCGUCCUGCUGACCUGCCUGGCAGCUCUGCUCUUCCUGAGGAACCUGCAGACCCCCCUGGUGCGGGCUGCCGGGGGCGAGAGGACCCUCUUUGCCCUGCUGUGCCUCGCUCUGCUGAGCCUCAGCUGCUGCCUGCACGUGGGGAGGCCCAGUGGCACCCUCUGCGCCGUGCAGGGGGUGGUCUACGCCCUGUGCCUCAACGGCUGCUUCUCCACCUUCCUCAUCAAGACCCUGGAGAUCACCCUGGUGACGGAGUUCCCCCGCCGUGCCCCCUCCCUGCUGCGCUGGGUGACCCACAGGAGGUCCUGGCUCCUCGUGGCCUCGUGCCUGCUCACCCAGGGCUUGCUCUGCCUCUGCCACCUCCACCUGGGCCCCGCCUACCUGGUCCCUGACUACAAAUCCCUGCCCACCGAGGUGCUGCUGGUGUGCCACACCAGGUCCUGGGGGGCCUUUGCCCUCCUGCACGGCUACAACAGCUGCCUGGCCCUCGUGUGCUUCCUGGGCACCUUCAUGGUGCAAACGCUGGGCAAGAGGUACAACCUGGCCAGGGGCAUCACCCUCGCCACCCUCAUCUACUUCGUCGUCUGGAUCUUCUUUGUGGCUGUCUUUGCCUCGCUGAGGACAGUCCUCAGGGCUGUCUCUAAGGUUGCCACCACCCUGAUGAUCAGCCUGGGCAUCCUGGGCACCUACUACCUCCCCAAAUGCUACAUCAUCUUGUUCAAGCCCGAGAUGAACACGGUGGACUGUUUCCAGAAUUCCAUCCAAGAGGAGCCAGAGGAGGACUCGGCAAACAGGCAAUAAACCAGCCCCACUGUCACCUGCUCCUCAGUAAAGGCUGCCUGCAUUUUAAUGAGAUAAUUCUGUUUAUGAGCGCUCUCUGGCCCCAGGCACAAGC